AUGACGGCAUUGUUACCAGUUUUCUUUUCUGUUAUCUUGGCUCCUACCAAGCAAACCGCUCGCAAGUCUACCGGCGGCAAGGCGCCGCGCAAGCAGCUGGCCACCAAGGCGGCCCGCAAGAGCGCGCCGGCCACGGGCGGCGUGAAGAAGCCGCACCGCUACCGGCCCGGCACGGUGGCCCUGCGCGAGAUCCGCCGCUACCAGAAGUCCACGGAGCUGCUGAUCCGCAAGCUGCCGUUCCAGCGGCUGGUGCGUGAGAUCGCGCAGGACUUCAAGACCGACCUGCGCUUCCAGAGCUCGGCCGUGAUGGCGCUGCAGGAGGCGUGCGAGGCCUACCUGGUGGGGCUCUUCGAGGACACCAACCUGUGCGCCAUCCACGCCAAGCGUGUCACCAUCAUGCCCAAGGACAUCCAGCUUGCUCGCCCCAUCCGUGGGGAGAGGGCGUAACCGAAGGCUACUGUUUACUAGGAAAUAAAGGCUCAUUUUAGAGCCACCUAC
Messenger RNA from Hippopotamus amphibius kiboko, 498 nucleotides. Its product is annotated as histone H3.1-like. Gene Ontology annotation, cellular component: nucleosome. The record is from RefSeq and is a predicted model, not a curated record. NCBI's taxonomy places the organism in Eukaryota, Metazoa, Chordata, Mammalia, Artiodactyla, Hippopotamidae. The coding region runs from base 1 to 447 and encodes 148 amino acids. Gene Ontology annotation, molecular function: protein heterodimerization activity; DNA binding; structural constituent of chromatin. The transcript is spliced from 2 exons.